Messenger RNA from Spea bombifrons (plains spadefoot toad), 2362 nucleotides. RefSeq names its product LEO1 homolog, Paf1/RNA polymerase II complex component (gene LEO1). Bases 61 to 2238 code for a protein of 725 amino acids. Gene Ontology annotation, cellular component: Cdc73/Paf1 complex; nucleus. Gene Ontology annotation, molecular function: RNA polymerase II C-terminal domain phosphoserine binding. NCBI's taxonomy places the organism in Eukaryota, Metazoa, Chordata, Amphibia, Anura, Pelobatidae. Gene Ontology annotation, biological process: positive regulation of transcription elongation by RNA polymerase II; transcription elongation by RNA polymerase II. The transcript has 12 exons. The record is from RefSeq and is a predicted model, not a curated record.
AGGCGACCAGCCACUUCCUGUUUCACGGCAGUUCCCGCUUUGCAGCAUCGCGGCCUAAUCAUGGCUGACAUGGAGGAUUUGUUCGGCAGCGAUGCUGACUCUGACAACGAGCAGAAGGCUGAUGAGUCAGAUUCUGGGUCUGGAUCAGAUUCAGAACCAGGAAAUGUUGGUUCUGGUAGCAACCCUUCAGGAAGUGAAAGUGAACGGGAUGACGACGAUGAGGCAAUUUCAAAGCCCAGCAACAAAGAGUUAUUUGGCGAUGACAGUGAGGAUGAUGUUGGGUCUCAGCAUAGCGGCAGUGACAAUCGUUCUGAACGAUCAGACAAUCAGUCUGAAAUAGCACACUCUGAUCAAGAAGAAAAUGAUCAGUCCGAUGCAGAACAACAUAGUGGUUCCGAAGGUCUGCACGAUGAAGACUUUGCGGAACGUAGAUCAGAUCGAAGUAGCCGCCAUUCAGAAGCAGAAGGGUCAGAAAAAGAUGCUCAUUCAGAGGAUGAAAAAUGGGCAAGGGAUGAUAAAAGUGACCAGUCUGAUGAUGAUGAGAAGAUGCAGAACUCUGAUGAUGAGCUACAGCACUCUGACGAUGAAAGAAACCAGAGAUCUGAUGAUGAGGUACACCAAAGAUCAGAAAGAUCAGAUGAUGAAGGGCACCAAAGAUCUGAUGAUGAUGAUGAGCACCAACGGUCAGAUGAUGAAAUGAAUCACCAGUCGGAUGCAGAAGAACAUGAAAACCGUCUGUCUCAUGAUGAAGAUCGCGGAUCUGGCAUUUCUGAUGAUGAGGAUAAUGAACGGCAGCACUCUGAUGAUGAACGACGACAUUCAGAUGAUGAGAGGCAACGCUCAGACGGAGAAGAACAGGACAACCAGCAUUCAGAAGAUGAACCUCAGCAUUCAGAUGAUGAAAAUGAACGCCAGCGCUCUGAUGACGAACCUCAACAUUCAGAUGAUGAUGAACAUGAACGUCAAAGGUCAGAAGAUGAGGAAAGGCAGAAUUCCGAUUAUGAAGGGCAUGGACGUCAUCGUUCAGAUGGAGAGGAGCAAGAUCGUAAUUUGGAAUCUGGUAAAGGCAGUGACAGCGAUGACGAGAUUGUCCGGCACAAGCAUAAAAAAGUUAUCGCAUCGGAUUCUGAAAUGGACAGUGAUGGAGAAGGACCCAAAGCAAAAAAAGAUGUUGCUGAUUUGUUUGGUGAUGCGGAUGACAUUUCUUCAGGCAGUGAUGGUGAAGAUAAACCAGCCACUCCGGGACAACCCCUAGAUGAAGAUGGAAUGGAUCAGGACCAACAGGAAGAAGAACCCAUUCCAGAAACUAGGAUAGAAGUUGAGAUUCCAAAAGUCAAUACAGACCUGGGGAAUGACUUGUAUUUCGUGAAACUUCCCAACUUUCUCAGUGUUGAGCCCAGACCUUUUGAUCCUCAAUAUUAUGAAGAUGAGUUUGAAGAUGAAGAGAUGUUGGAUGAAGAAGGAAGAACUAGGCUGAAAUUAAAGGUUGAAAACACAAUCCGAUGGAGAACACGACGGGAUGAAGAAGGCAACGAUAUCAGAGAGAGCAAUGCCCGAAUUGUUAAAUGGUCUGACGGCAGCAUGUCGUUACAUCUGGGUAAUGAAGUGUUCGACGUCUACAAAGCUCCACUCCAAGGAGAUCACAACCACUUGUUUAUUAGACAGGGUACUGGUCUGCAGGGCCAGGCUGUCUUCAAAACAAAGUUGACCUUCAGGCCUCAUUCUACAGACAGUGCCACCCACAGGAAGAUGACACUGUCACUCGCAGACAGAUGUUCCAAGACUCAGAAGAUUAGAAUCCUUCCAAUGGCAGGACGUGACCCAGAAUCUCAGAGGACAGAGAUGAUUAAGAAAGAGGAGGAGAGGCUAAGAGCAUCGAUCCGCAGAGAGUCUCAACAGCGGAGAAUGAGGGAGAAGCAACACCAGCGCGGCUUGAGUGCAAACUACCUGGAACCCGAUCGCUAUGAAGAUGAGGAGGAAGCAGAUGAGUCUAUAAGCUUAGCUGCCAUUAAGAACCGUUACAAAGGCGUACGAGAGGAGAGGGCUCGCAUUUAUUCAUCGGACAGCGAUGAAGCGUCGGAUGAUGACAGAGCUCAGAGAUUGCUCAAGGCAAAGAAGCUAAACAGUGAUGAUGAGGAAGGGGAACGUCCUGGAAAAAGGAAGGCAGAGGAUGAGGACAAAGCUAACAAGAAGCACAAGAAAUAUGUUAUUAGUGAUGAUGAGGAUGAAGAUCUUUAAUUUUUUUUUUUAUAUAAACUUGUACAGAAGAACUGAGUGAGUGAGCAUUGCUGGUAUUUCUACCAGAAGAUUGAUGACGGUAUGUUAAAUUGUAUGUAUAAAAUAAAUCUAAAACUACAAUGUU